AUAAGGCCUUGCAAAGCGAUCAGUAUUUCACAUUGAGAAGCGACUGAAGAAAAUCAGCAGGGAUGUCUGGAAGGGGAAAAGGAGGUAAAGGUCUCGGGAAAGGUGGCGCAAAACGACAUCGUAAGGUGCUUCGUGAUAACAUUCAGGGUAUCACUAAACCAGCUAUUCGCCGCCUCGCUCGUCGUGGUGGUGUGAAACGUAUAUCUGGUCUUAUCUACGAAGAAACCAGAGGAGUCCUCAAAGUGUUCUUGGAGAACGUCAUUCGCGAUGCAGUCACAUACACCGAGCACGCGAAACGAAAAACUGUUACGGCGAUGGACGUUGUGUAUGCCCUAAAACGUCAGGGGCGCACAUUGUAUGGUUUCGGAGGUUAGGUUGACCCGUAUCAAUAGUAAAUCAAAGGCUCUUUUAAGAGCCGCCCAUACAAUCUGUGGAAGAGUGCAUUUCCAUUGAUGCAUGUUACUUGUUAGCUAGUAGAACUAU
This is a messenger RNA of Anguilla anguilla (European eel), 483 nucleotides long. RefSeq names its product histone H4. The record is from RefSeq and is a predicted model, not a curated record. The transcript has a single exon. Gene Ontology annotation, molecular function: DNA binding; protein heterodimerization activity; structural constituent of chromatin. Gene Ontology annotation, cellular component: nucleosome. NCBI's taxonomy places the organism in Eukaryota, Metazoa, Chordata, Actinopteri, Anguilliformes, Anguillidae. Gene Ontology annotation, biological process: nucleosome assembly. The coding region runs from base 63 to 374 and encodes 103 amino acids.